CUGACGGGCCAGGUCCUGCACGCCAAGCCCUGGGUGGGGGAUCAGCGUGGCAAUGGGUGCCUAUGCCCAGGAGGUCUGUGUCUGGGGUCAGCGCCCGUGUCUGAGAGCCCUUCAGCCCAGGAGGUAGGAGAAGACGGAGCCUGACGAUGACAUCAGCAGCAGCCUGGAGACAGCAGCGCUGGCGAGCGUGCUCGGUGUGCCAGGCCCCGCACAGCCCUUUGUGUGCAUGAUCUCACCUCUUCCUCCCAGCAGCCCACCGGGGUUGCCCUGCUGUUGCCCCCAUCUGUAGAGAAGUCAGGCGGGGAUAAGUUGACUGCCUGGCCUGGGCCGGCUCAGAGGGGCUGGGACUGGCACCCAGGCAGUCAAAUCCUAGCUGCAGACGGGCAGUAAGUGGGGAUGGCUCUGUGGUCAGGCAGGGGCUGGAUGUUGAGGUGGGGUUGAGCUUACCUUCCCAGUUACCGUGUUUUUUUUGUCAGUCCAGCUGUCGCUGUCCCCACCCAGGACCUGGACUUCUCUCUUCUUUGUGUUUCUUCUGCUGGACCCCCCUCACACUUCCUGAAGCCUCUUUAGCGUCUUCUUCAUCUCCAGCCCCUCCUAGUAACCUCUUAUGCAGCACACGCUCUUCCCUGUUAUCGUCUAUCCAAAUGUGUGUCUUAUGGCACCGUCCUAUCCAAGUGUGUGUCUAACGGCACCGUCCAUCGUGAGCAUCUGUCUUUUUCUUUAGAGAGGGAGUUCUCGCUUGCUAGGACCACACAGUCCUCAUCCCCCGGGUGCAGGCUGGCUGUCAGUGUUGCCUUGACCCACAGAGGGAGCUGUCUGCGCUGAGGCACCUGUGAGGGGCAUAGAGGAGGCCGUACCACCUGGGGCAGAGGGUGCCUGAGGGAAGCAAGGCUGGCUGAGGGCUGCCCUGGCGUGAGGGGCCUUGGGCUGGGGGUCGGAACAGGGGCUGCAGGAACAGCUGAUGAUCCUAAGGGCAGUGUGGAGAGGGUUUCGGUUGGCAGAGACUGCAGGCAAAGGCCAGGUGGGAGGCUUGGUGGCCGUGGGGUGAGGAGUUGAAGGUGGGCACAGAGAAGAGGCAGAGUGGGCUCCACGACAAGCUGGCUGUGACAUGUGUGUGCUCACUGCUGGAGCCACAUGUAGUGCAGGCACCUGUGUGUGUGUGUCCUUUGCGCAGGACAGGGUAGAAGGCUGGAGCCCGAAGUGCCCCCCUCGCCCUUCCCCUAAGUGGCAGGGAGGAGUGAUAAGUGGUCCACUGUAGUAGGGUUGGGGGACCGUGGAGCCCUGUGCCGACUACCUUCUGGGGUUGAGCUGGUCAGCUGCUUGCUGGCCUCGCAGCGCCUUUUUAAGGACUUGUUUAUCUUUGAGGGGAACAAGCCUAUAGACUGGGACUCUGGUCAUGGACUGAGGAUAGAACCAGGUACCAGGGCAGGUCGGGGGCGGAAGAGGCAGAGGAGCAUGGCGUGGGGAUCACUUAUCUCUGCUUUGCCCCUUGAGAGCCUUGUGACUUGGAGCCAGUCGUUUGGCUCUCUGUGCCUCAGUUUCUUCAUCUGGGGAUGGAGUGAGUCAUGCUAACCUCCCAGGCUGCUGUGAGGAUGCAGUGAGUGCACACGUGUGAAGCGGUGGCACACAGGAGUGCCCUGGAAAUGAUGAGUAUGUUUAGUGACUGAGCAGCAGGUGUGUGGAUUCUCUAGGCACAGAUACAACAGGCACUUCUGAGUGGGUAGAGGACUCCCUCUGUUCUGUCAGGCUGAGUAAGACUUCAGGGCCGGAUGCAGGGUCUCUUGGGUUGGGGAUUAGGAGGGCAGAUAGCUUGUCUUGCCUGGAUCUGGACAUCCUGUCUGGAGCUGCUGGGUGCAGGACCAGGGUGCUGAGGGUGCACGAGUCCUGCCUGAGGCAGCAUCCCAGUUGCUAGUGGUUACCAGCUGGAAACCUCUCAGGAAAGGUGGGGAGGGGCCCUGAGAAGGUAAAUGCCUGUGCUGGCCGUGACUCUUUCACCUCGGAGAGUGAUGGUGGCCGGCGCCGGCCCAUCUGCAGGCCCCUCACCUGGUGUGUCAGGGAUCACCUUCUGUGCCCUGGGGCCAGCAUCAGGACUAGACAGACCUCUGCCCGGCUCUUCGCCCAGAAGGGCCCUGAUCACAGCAUGGCCAGUGCUGAGGUGUCUUUGGGAGCAGGAGACACAUUUGAUCUGGCCCUGACCUGGCCAGCGGCCUUCCAGCUCCAGCAGCCAAGUGUGCAUCUGCCUGGGAGGAGGGGCUGGACCCCUUGCAUCUGAGAAAAAGACCUUUUACCCCAUGGCCUCGCCUCAUCCUGACUGUGAUGAGCUGGCUGCAUUCUUGAGCCCCAUCUACUGUCCCCACCCACGUUCCUUCCCGCCCUCUGGAGCGGGCCGAGGCUGUUUGAGACGGCCUCAGCUGCCUCCCAGCCUCCACCCUGGGAGCCGGAAGGGGUCCAAGGCCUUGGGUCAGAGCUGCUCUGGUCUGAUGGGCAGGGGAGGUUGGGGGGAUGGCUGAGGACGCUGCAGGGGCCCUGCACAUGGCCUGCCGCUGCGGCUGAGGGAGGCGUGUGCAUGUUGGGGUUCGGUAGGUGGUGUCGCAGGAAGGUGCUGUCCUUCCUUCUUUUCUUCUCUUUUCCUAUAGCUGGGUUCCCCCCAGAGCAGCAGAGCUGGCCAGGGCUGGUCUUCGUGCACGGUGGGAGUGGGGAAGGCCAGGGCCAGAUUCUGCAGCGCUUCCCAGAGAAGGACUGGGAAGACAACCCAUUCCCCCAGGGCAUCGAGCUGUUUUGCCAGCCUAGCGGGUGGCAGCUGUGUCCCGAGAGGAAUCCACCGACCUUCUUUGUUGCUGUCCUCACUGACAUCAACUCCGAGCGCCACUACUGCGCCUGCUUGACCUUCUGGGAGCCAGUGGAGCCUUCACAGCAGGAAACGACGCGUGAGGAGGAUGCCACAGAGAGGGAAGAAGAGGAGGAUGAGGGAGGCCAGACCCACCUGUCUCCCACAGCGCCUGCCCCAUCUGCCCAGCUGUUUGCACCGAAGACGCUGGUACUGGUGUCUCGACUUGACCACACGGAGGUGUUCAGGAACAGCCUCGGCCUCAUCUAUGCCAUCCACGUGGAGGGCCUGAAUGUGUGCCUGGAAAACGUGAUUGGGAACCUGCUGACGUGCACUGUGCCCCUGGCUGGGGGCUCACAGCUGGACUCUGUUGAGGAAGGAGCGAGGACGAUCUCUUUGGGGGCUGGUGACCGGCAGGUCAUCCAAACUCCACUGGCUGACUCGCUGCCCGUCAGCCGCUGCAGCGUGGCCCUGCUUUUCCGCCAGCUGGGCAUCACCAACGUGCUGUCUUUGUUCUGUGCCGCCCUGACGGAGCACAAGGUUCUCUUCCUGUCCCGGAGCUACCAGCGGCUCGCCGAUGCCUGUAGGGGCCUCCUGGCACUGCUGUUUCCUCUCAGAUACAGCUUCACCUAUGUGCCCAUCCUGCCGGCUCAGCUGCUGGAGGUCCUCAGCACACCCACGCCCUUCAUCAUCGGGGUCAACGCGGCCUUCCAGGCAGAGACCCAGGAACUGCUCGACGUGAUCGUUGCUGAUCUGGAUGGAGGAACGGUGGCCAUCCCCGAGUGUGUGCACAUUCCACCCUUGCCAGAGCCGCUGCAGAGUCAGACACACAGUGUGCUGAGCAUGGUCCUGGACCCGGAACUGGAGUUGGCUGACCUCGCCUUCCCUCCACCCACGACGUCCACCUCCUCCCUGAAGAUGCAGGACAAGGAGCUGCGAGCUGUCUUUCUGCGGCUCUUCGCUCAGCUGCUGCAGGGCUAUCGCUGGUGCCUGCACGUCGUGCGCAUCCACCCGGAGCCUGUCAUCCGCUUCCAUAAGGCAGCCUUCCUGGGCCAGCGUGGGCUGGUGGAGGAUGACUUCCUGAUGAAGGUGCUGGAGGGCAUGGCCUUUGCUGGCUUCGUGUCAGAGCGUGGGGUCCCGUACCGCCCCACAGACCUGUUCGAUGAGCUGGUGGCCCACGAGGUGGCACGGAUGCGGGCAGAUGAGAACCACCCCCAGCGUGUCCUGCGUCACGUCCAGGAACUGGCAGAGCAGCUCUACAAGAACGAGAACCCGUACCCAGCCGUGGCGAUGCACAAGGUACAGAGGCCCGGCGAGAGCAGCCACCUGCGACGGGUGCCCCGGCCCUUCCCCCGGCUGGAUGAGGGCACCGUGCAGUGGAUCGUGGACCAGGCUGCGGCCAAGAUGCAGGGUGCACCCCCAGCUGUGAAGGCCGAGAGGAGGACCACUGUGCCCUCAGGGCCCCCCAUGACUGCCAUACUGGAGCGGUGCAGCGGGCUGCACGUCAACAGCGCCCGGCGUCUGGAGGUCGUGCGCAACUGCAUCUCCUAUGUGUUUGAGGGGAAAAUGCUUGAGGCCAAGAAGCUGCUCCCAGCUGUGUUGAGGGCCCUGAAGGGGCGAGCUGCCCGCCGCUGCCUUGCCCAGGAGCUGCACCUGCAUGUGCAGCAGAACCGUGCGGUCCUGGACCACCAGCAGUUUGACUUUGUCGUCCGUAUGAUGAACUGCUGCCUUCAGGACUGCACUUCUCUGGAUGAGCAUGGCAUCGCAGCUGCUCUGCUGCCUCUGGUCACAGCCUUCUGCCGGAAGCUGAGCCCGGGGGUGACGCAGUUCGCGUACAGCUGUGUGCAGGAGCACGUGGUGUGGAGCACGCCGCAGUUCUGGGAGGCCAUGUUCUAUGGGGAUGUGCAGACUCACAUCCGGGCCCUCUACCUGGAGCCCACCGAGGACCUGGCCCCCGCCCAGGAGGUUGGGGAGGCACCUUCCCAGGAGGACGAGCGCUCUGCCCUGGAUGUGGCUUCUGAGCAGCGGCGCCUGUGGCCAACCCUGAGCCAUGAGAAGCAGCAGGAGCUGGUGCAGAAGGAGGAGAGCACGGUGUUCAGCCAGGCCAUCCACUACGCCAACCGCAUGAGCUACCUCCUCCUGCCCCUGGACAGCAGCAAGAGCCGCCUACUUCGGGAGCGCGCUGGGCUGGGCGACCUGGAGAGCGCCAGCAACAGCUUGGUCACCAACAGCAUGGCUGGCAGCGUGGCUGAGAGCUAUGACACGGAGAGUGGCUUUGAGGAUGCAGAGACCUGCGAUGUGGCUGGGGCUGUGGUCCGCUUCAUCAACCGCUUUGUGGACAAGGUCUGCACGGAGAGUGGGGUCACCAGCGACCACCUCAAGGGGCUGCAUGUCAUGGUGCCAGACAUCGUCCAGAUGCACAUCGAGACCCUGGAGGCCGUGCAGCGGGAGAGCCGGAGGCUGCCGCCCAUCCAGAAGCCCAAGCUGCUGCGGCCGCGCCUGCUGCCUGGUGAGGAGUGUGUGCUGGACGGCCUGCGCGUCUACCUGCUGCCGGAUGGGCGUGAGGAGGGUGCGGGGGGCAGUGCCGGGGGACCAGCAUUGCUCCCAGCUGAGGGCGCCGUCUUCCUCACCACGUACCGGGUCAUCUUCACAGGGAUGCCCACAGACCCCCUGGUUGGGGAGCAGGUGGUGGUCCGUUCCUUCCCGGUGGCUGCGCUGACCAAGGAGAAGCGCAUCAGCGUCCAGACCCCUGUGGACCAGCUCCUGCAGGACGGGCUGCAGCUGCGCUCCUGCACAUUCCAGCUGCUGAAAAUGGCCUUUGAUGAGGAGGUGGGGUCUGACAGUGCCGAGCUUUUCCGCAAGCAGCUGCAUAAGCUGCGGUACCCGCCGGACGUCAGGGCCACCUUCGCGUUCACCCUGGGCUCUGCCCACACACCCGGCCGGCCCCCGCGAGUCACCAAGGACAAGGGUCCUUCCCUCAGAACCCUGUCCCGGAACCUGGUCAAGAACGCCAAGAAGACCAUCGGGCGGCAGCAUGUCACUCGUAAGAAGUACAACCCCCCCAGCUGGGAGCACCGGGGCCAGCCGCCCCCCGAGGACCAGGAGGACGAGAUCUCAGUGUCGGAGGAGCUGGAGCCCAGCACGCUGACCCCGUCCUCAGCCCUGAAGCCCUCCGACCGCAUGACCAUGAGCAGCCUGGUGGAAAGGGCUUGCUGCCGCGACUACCAGCGCCUCGGCCUGGGCACCCUGAGCAGCAGCCUGAGCCGGGCCAAGUCUGAGCCCUUCCGCAUCUCUCCGGUCAACCGCAUGUACGCCAUCUGCCGCAGCUACCCAGGGCUGCUGAUCGUACCCCAGAGUGUCCAGGACAACGCCCUGCAGCGCGUGUCCCGCUGCUACCGCCAGAACCGCUUCCCCGUGGUCUGCUGGCGCAGCGGGCGGUCUAAGGCCGUACUGCUGCGCUCUGGCGGCCUGCAUGGCAAAGGUGUCGUCGGCCUCUUCAAGGCCCAGAACGCACCUUCUCCAGGCCAGUCCCAGGCGGACUCGAGUAGCCUGGAGCAGGAGAAGUACCUGCAGGCCGUGGUCAGCUCCAUGCCCCGCUACGCCGACGCGUCGGGACGCAACACGCUUAGCGGCUUCUCCUCAGCCCACAUGGGCAGUCACGUUCCCAGCCCCAGAGCCAGGGUCACCACGCUGUCCAACCCCAUGGCGGCCUCGGCCUCCAGACGGACCGCACCCCGAGGUAAGUGGGGCAGUGUCCGGACCAGUGGGCGCAGCAGUGGCCUUGGCACUGAUGUGGGCUCCCGGCUGGCUGGCAGAGACACGCUGGCCCCACCCCAGGCCAACGGGGGCCCUCCCGACCCGGGCUUCCUGCGACCGCAGCGAGCAGCCCUCUACAUCCUCGGGGACAAAGCCCAGCUUAAGGGUGUGCGGCCAGACCCCCUGCAGCAGUGGGAGCUGGUGCCCAUUGAGGUAUUUGAGGCACGGCAGGUGAAGGCCAGCUUCAAGAAGCUGCUGAAGGCGUGUGUCCCAGGCUGCCCUGCUGCUGAGCCCAGCCCAGCCUCCUUCCUGCGCUCACUGGAGGACUCGGAGUGGCUGAUCCAGAUCCACAAGCUGCUGCAGGUGUCUGUGCUGGUGGUGGAGCUCCUGGAUUCAGGCUCCUCUGUGCUGGUGGGCCUGGAGGACGGCUGGGACAUCACCACCCAGGUGGUAUCUUUGGUGCAGCUGCUCUCAGACCCCUUCUACCGCACGCUGGAGGGCUUCCGCCUGCUGCUGGAGAAGGAGUGGCUGUCCUUCGGUCACCGCUUCAGCCACCGUGGGGCCCACACCCUGGCUGGGCAGAGCAGCGGCUUCACACCCGUCUUCCUGCAGUUCCUGGACUGCGUACAUCAGGUCCACCUGCAGUUCCCCAUGGAGUUUGAGUUCAGCCAGUUCUACCUCAAGUUCCUCGGCUACCACCACGUGUCCCGCCGUUUCCGGACCUUCCUGCUCGACUCUGACUAUGAGCGCAUUGAGCUGGGGCUGCUGUACGAGGAGAAAGGGGAACGCAGGGGCCAGCUGCCGUGCAGGUCUGUGUGGGAGUACGUGGACCGACUGAGCAAGAGGACGCCUGUGUUCUACAAUUACAUGUAUGCACCCGAGGACACGGAGGUCCUGCGGCCCUACAGCAACGUGUCCAACCUGAAGGUGUGGGACUUCUACACUGAGGAGACGCUGGCCGAGGGCCCUCCCUAUGAUUGGGAACUGGCCCAGGGGCCCCCCGAGCCCCCAGAGGAAGAACGGUCUGACGGAGGCGCUCCCCAGAGCCGGCGCCGUGUGGUGUGGCCCUGCUACGACAGCUGCCCGCGGGCCCAGCCUGACGCCAUCUCACGCCUGCUGGAGGAGCUGCAGAGGCUGGAGACAGAGUUGGGCCGUCCUGCUGAGCGCUGGAAGGACACCUGGGACCGGGUGAAGGCUGCACAGCGCCUCGAAGGCCGGCCAGACGGACGUGGCACCCCUAGCUCCCUCCUGGUGUCCACCGCACCCCACCACCGCCGCUCGCUGGGUGUGUACCUGCAGGAGGGGCCCGUGGGCUCCACCCUGAGCCUCAGCCUGGACAGCGACCAGAGUAGUGGCUCAACCGCAUCCGGCUCCCGCCAGGCCGCCCGCCGCAGCACCAGCACCCUGUACAGCCAGUUCCAGACAGCUGAGAGUGAGAACAGGUCCUACGAGGGCACUCUGUACAAGAAGGGGGCCUUCAUGAAGCCUUGGAAGGCCCGCUGGUUCGUGUUGGACAAGACCAAGCACCAGCUGCGUUACUAUGACCACCGUGUGGACACAGAGUGCAAGGGUGUCAUCGACCUGGCGGAAGUGGAGGCUGUGGCACCUGGCACGCCCACCAUGGGUGCCCCUAAGACUGUGGACGAGAAGGCCUUCUUUGACGUGAAGACAACGCGUCGCGUUUACAACUUCUGUGCCCAGGACGUGCCCUCGGCCCAGCAGUGGGUGGACCGGAUCCAGAGCUGCCUGUCGGAUGCCUGAGCCUCCCGGCCCUGCCCGGCUGCUCUGCUUCCAGUCGUUACCGACCACUAGGGGUGGGCAGGGCCGCCCCGGCCAUGUUUACAGCCCCGGCCCUCGACAGUAUUGAGGCCCCGAGCCCCCAGCACUUGUGUGUACAGCCCCCCUCCCUGCCCCGCCCCGCCCGGCCGGCCCUAACUUAUUUUGGCAUCACAGCUGAGCACCGUGCCGGGAGGUGGCCAAGGUACAGCCCGCAAUGGGCCUGUAAAUAGUCCAGCCAGCGGCUGCAGGCGAGUUUCUAGAACCAGAGUCUAUAUAAAGAGAGAACUAACGCCA
Messenger RNA from Cercocebus atys (sooty mangabey), 8656 nucleotides. It is a transcript of the gene SBF1, whose product is annotated as SET binding factor 1. The record is from RefSeq and is a predicted model, not a curated record. The transcript is spliced from 42 exons. The coding region runs from base 2567 to 8344 and encodes 1925 amino acids. NCBI's taxonomy places the organism in Eukaryota, Metazoa, Chordata, Mammalia, Primates, Cercopithecidae.